UGACAAACACAGAGAUCUUGUGAUUAUCCCAAGACAGAACCAGAGUAAAAGACCUGUCUGGUUUAUUUAAGAAGUCUUUAUAUUUUUUUUGUCGGAAAAUCUUAUAGACAUGGCUUCAGGAGGAUCAAAGUCGGCAGCUUUCAUGCUUCUGAUGCUGAAUCUUGGUCUUUAUUUCGUCGUCACUGUCAUCGCUUCAUGGGCUGUUAAUCACGGCAUCGAGAGAACUCACGAGUCCGCGUCGACACUGUCACUUCCGGCGAAGAUCUUCCCGAUAUACUUCCCAGUGGGGAACAUGGCGACUGGUUUUUUCGUAAUAUUCACGUUGAUCGCCGGCGUCGUCGGAAUGGCCACAUCACUCACCGGAAUCCUCAACGUUCUUCAGUGGGACUCUCCGAAUCUCCACUCCGCCGCGGCUUCCUCUCUCAUCUCCUGGUCUCUCACUCUCCUCGCCAUGGGAUUGGCCUGCAAGGAGAUCAACAUUGGCUGGACCGAAGCCAAUCUAAGAACUCUUGAAGUUCUGACAAUAAUUGUGAGUGCUACUCAGUUGGUGUGCACCGGAGCUAUUCACGCUGGAGUCGGAGAAACAGUCGCCGCCGGUGAAAGGCCUCAUCUUGGGAGAGUUUGAGUUUCAAGAUUCUUCUUAAAAGCGGUUUUUCAUUUGCUUAAGAUCGUGUAAUUUGUGUGCUGUGUCUUGCGUGUGUGUUUAUUCUUUUGUUUUGUACUGUUUGAUUAUUAUGAUCAUGUAAAAUGAUUAGUUGAUGUGACGAAAAAAAAAAAAAAGAGACUGAUAAUAAUAUUACACAUUACAUUCUUUGCUGUCGCAUCAAACGAUUUGAUUCUCUAAACAUGCAUGAUCUGCAUCUUCUCCGCCCAUUCCCAAAAAAAAAAAAAAAAAAAAA
This is a messenger RNA of Arabidopsis lyrata subsp. lyrata, 899 nucleotides long. RefSeq lists its product as uncharacterized. NCBI's taxonomy places the organism in Eukaryota, Viridiplantae, Streptophyta, Magnoliopsida, Brassicales, Brassicaceae. The coding region runs from base 110 to 625 and encodes 171 amino acids. The transcript has 4 exons. The record is from RefSeq and is a predicted model, not a curated record.